Molecule: messenger RNA, 429 nt
Organism: Didymodactylos carnosus
Lineage: Eukaryota; Metazoa; Rotifera; Eurotatoria; Philodinida; Philodinidae
Source: the annotation of a GenBank genome assembly
AUGACUAAACAAUUUCCUCACUCAAAAUGUUUAUAUGGAAGUAUAUUACAAUUGAAACUGACUGCUCAUAAUUUGCUAGAACUUGGCGAAUGGAUUGGUUGGACAAAAUCUCGUCUCCCUCGAUUUUUAAAUGAUUGUGAUAAUGAAUAUCAAUUGUACAUUCAAACAAAAAAUCAAUUUGAUUUAUCGAGAAAUGAAUCUGACGUAGAUGCUUCCUAUGUUGCAACAUAUUUAUUUGCAUUUGCUGAAGCGUGUGAAAAUCUUAGUCGAAAUCGAGCAUUCUACUAUUGUUUAAACAGUUUCAUUGAUCAGUUUACAUUAUGUCCGUAUAGGACACCAACAAUGAAAUUAUCAUAUAAAUUAAUUUCUCGACACGAUUGGGCAAUGGAAAAUCAACGACCCUUACCACAACGAAUUAGAAGAACAUGA